CUAAAUUUAGACAGGAAACUAGCAAUGACGAGCUGCAACAUCCGGUGACGUAUUUUCCGUAGGUAAACAAGAUGGCGUCCGGCAGUGGGUCCAGCAAGAACGACUUCCGGCGGAAAUGGGACAAGGACGAGUACGAGAAUCUCGCUCAGAAGCGGCUGAACGAGGAGCGCGAGCGGGAGCUCAGGGAUGGAAAACCUGUCCCUCCCGUCAAGCGGGAGCUCCUGCGGCACAGAGACUACAAAGUGGAUCUGGAGUCCAAACUGGGGAAAACUAUUGUCAUCACCAAGACCACCCCUCAGGCGGAGAUGGGCGGAUAUUACUGCAAUGUUUGUGACUGUGUGGUCAAAGACUCCAUCAACUUUCUGGAUCACAUCAACGGCAAGAAACAUCAGAGGAACCUGGGCAUGUCCAUGCGGGUGGAGCGCUCGUCUCUGGAUCAGGUGAAGAAACGCUUUGAGGUGAACAGGAAGAAGAUGGAGGAGAAGCAGAAGGAGUACGACUUUGAGGAGCGCAUGAAGGAGCUGCGGGAAGAGGAGGAGAAGGCGAAGGCCUACAGGAAAGAGAAGCAGAAAGAGAGGAAGCGGCGUGCUGAGGAGGACUUGGACCUGGAGGACGAUGAUGAGAUGGCAGCAGUGAUGGGCUUCUCGGGGUUUGGCUCGUCCAAGAAGAGCCACUGAAGCCCCAAACUGGGACAGGAAACCGUUUUCAGCCAUGCCCCCCUCUCUAGGGCGGGGCUGCUGAUGCGGGCUCCUCCCUCACAGACUUUUUUUAUUUGAGAUUGCUCUCAAACCUCUUCUGGUGAGCUGGUAAACACCAUCACAAAUAUUAACAGAUGAAUGAAUGAUCUGAAUGCAGGAAGACAAAUGAAGGAGAAACUGUUUCCUUUAGCACGACUGUGGUGUGUUCAGGUGCACACAGAAAACUAUACAUUUUUGUUUCUUCAUUCAAGUUUUUUCUCUGAAUUAGAUCCUGAUCUUAGAAAAAGAAAGAACUGGAGGAAAUGUUGGUUUAAUUUUUAAUAAAUACACCUUUUUUUUUUAUUCCUGAUGUUUUCCUGAAAUUGAUGUAAAAAUGUUCCACAAAGAAGCUGAGGCUUCAAACCGAUAAAAGGUGCUCUUCUGUG
This is a messenger RNA of Oryzias latipes (Japanese medaka), 1123 nucleotides long. It is a transcript of the gene zmat2, whose product is annotated as zinc finger, matrin-type 2. Gene Ontology annotation, molecular function: zinc ion binding; nucleic acid binding. Gene Ontology annotation, biological process: mRNA splicing, via spliceosome. Lineage: Eukaryota; Metazoa; Chordata; Actinopteri; Beloniformes; Adrianichthyidae. Gene Ontology annotation, cellular component: U4/U6 x U5 tri-snRNP complex; spliceosomal complex. The record is from RefSeq and is a predicted model, not a curated record.